Populus trichocarpa (black cottonwood) is the source of this 3937-nucleotide messenger RNA. RefSeq names its product disease resistance protein RUN1-like. Lineage: Eukaryota; Viridiplantae; Streptophyta; Magnoliopsida; Malpighiales; Salicaceae. Bases 279 to 3710 code for a protein of 1143 amino acids. Gene Ontology annotation, molecular function: ADP binding; protein binding. Gene Ontology annotation, biological process: defense response; signal transduction. The transcript is spliced from 6 exons. The record is from RefSeq and is a predicted model, not a curated record.
CUUGCUUUAACUCUGAUUGCUGCAAUUUCUCUCUCCGAUUGCUGCAAUUUCAUAGCUAACUCUUCUUUGCUUCUUUCCUGUUUUAAUUUCAUGUCUUUACCAUUAACAAUAAUGUGAAAGCUUUAUUUGUUUCAUGUUUAACUUCAGUUGCUAUUGUCUUAUGCUCCCUCAUUAUUAAGCUUAAACUGUUGUAUCUCUUGCUUGUAUUUGGAAGAGAGUAGAUACCUUAUGCAAUUGCUCCAUCGCUAAUUGAUUGUUCCUCAAAUUCUGCAGCUGCCAUGACAGAGCCAGAGUCUUCUCGAAGUAGACCUGAAGGGACCUAUGAUGUCUUCUUGAGCUUUAGAGGAAAAGAUACUCGCAAGACAUUUACAGAUCAUCUAUAUACUGCCCUAGUCCAAGCAGGAAUCCACACUUUUCGAGAUGAUGAUGAACUUCCUAGAGGAGAAGAAAUCCACGAUCAUCUCCUCAGGGCAAUUCAAGAAUCAAAGAUAUCCAUAGUUGUCUUCUCAAAAGGAUAUGCUUCUUCUAGAUGGUGUCUCAAUGAACUUGUAGAGAUUCUUAAGUGCAAAAAUAGGAAAACGGGUCAGAUUGUUCAACCUAUAUUCUAUAACAUUGAUCCUUCAGAUGUGAGAAAACAGAAUGGCAGUUUUGCAAAAGCAUUUGUUAAACAUGAAGAGCGUUUUGAAGAGAAGUUGGUGAAGGAGUGGAGAAAAGCUCUUGAGGAGGCCGGAAAUCUAUCUGGAUGGAAUCUCAAUGAUAUGGCAAAUGGGCAUGAAGCAAAAUUUAUCAAAGAGAUUAUCAAGGAUGUGUUGAAUAAAUUAGAUCCCAAGUACUUGUAUGUUCCUGAGCACCUAGUAGGUAUCGAUCGGCUUGCUCACAAUAUUAUUGACUUUCUAAGUACUGCAACAGAUGAUGUCCUCAUUGUGGGCAUACAUGGGAUGCCAGGAAUAGGAAAGACGACUAUAGCAAGAGUUGUAUUUAAUCAACUCUGCUAUGGAUUCGAAGAAAGCUGUUUUCUUUCGAAUAUCAAUGAAACAUCAAAACAAUUUAAUGGUCUUGUUCCUUUACAAAAGCAACUUCUUCACGAUAUUUUCAAACAGGAUGCUGCAAACAUCAAUUGUGUCGAUAGAGGAAAGGUUCUGAUCAAAGAACGACUUUGUCGCCAAAGAGUUCUUGUUGUUGCUGAUGAUGUGGCUCGUCAGGACCAGCUAAAUGCUUUGAUGGGAGAGCGAAGUUGGUUUGGUCCCGGAAGUAGAGUCAUUAUUACAACAAGAGAUUCAAGUGUUCUACUUAAAGCAGAUCAAACAUAUCAGAUCGAAGAAUUGAAACCAGAUGAGUCCCUUCAGCUUUUCAGCUGGCAUGCCUUGAGGGACACCGAGCCAGCAGAAGAUUAUAUUGAGCUUUCGAAGGAUGUAGUUGAUUACUGUGGAGGACUUCCUUUGGCUCUUGAGGUUAUGGGUGCUUGUUUGUCUGGGAAAAACAGAGAUGGUUGGAAAUCUGUAAUUGACAAAUUGAGAAGAAUUCCAAACCACGAUAUUCAAGGAAAGCUUAAAAUAAGUUAUGACUCACUGGACGGUGAAGAACUACAAAAUGCAUUCCUUGAUAUCGCAUGCUUCUUUAUUGAUAGAAAGAAAGAGUACGUCGCAAAAGUGCUAGGAGCCCGUUGCGGUUACAAUCCAGAAGUUGAUUUGGAAACUCUCCGUGGAAGGUCUCUGAUUAAAGUUAAUGCCAUUGGAAAGAUAACCAUGCAUGAUCUAUUACGAGACAUGGGAAGGGAGGUCGUUCGUGAAACGUCUCCAAAAGAACCUGGAAAGAGGACCAGAAUUUGGAAUCAAGAGGAUGCAUGGAAUGUACUUGAGCAGCAGAAGGGUACGGAUGUUGUAGAGGGUCUUGCACUGGAUGUCAAAGCAUCAGAAGCUAAAUCACUGAGCACAGGAUCAUUUGCAAAAAUGAAACGCUUAAAUUUACUCCAAAUCAAUGGAGUGCAUCUCACCGGAUCCUUCAAACUACUUUCUAGAGAGUUGAUGUUGAUAUGUUGGCUUCAAUGUCCUUUGGUAUAUUUUCCAUCUGAUUUUACCAUUGACAAUCUAGCUGUUCUUGAUAUGCAGUACAGCAACCUCAAAGAACUAUGGAAGGGAAAAAAGAUUCUCAAUAGGCUAAAAAUCAUUAAUCUCAGUCAUUCUCAGAACCUUAUUAAAACACCAAACUUGCACAGUUCAAGUCUAAAGAAACUAAAGCUGAAAGGUUGCUCGAGUUUAGUUGAGGUGCAUCAAUCUAUUGGAAAUUUGACGAGCCUCAUUUUCUUGAAUCUGGAGGGAUGUUGGAGGCUAAAGAUUCUCCCUGAAAGCAUUGUCAAUGUAAAGUCUCUUAAACGCUUAAAUAUUUCUAGGUGUUCACAACUUGAGAAAUUGCCAGAACGCAUGGGUGAUAUGGAAUCCUUAAUUGAGCUGCUAGCCGAUGGGAUUGAAAAUAAGCAAUUUCUCUCUUCAAUUGGACAAUUAAAAUAUGUCAGAAGGCUAUCAUUGCGUGGAUACAAUUUCAGCCAGGACUCACCAUCAUGGCUUUCACCGUCAUCUACAUCUUGGCCUCCAUCAAUUUCUUCUUUUAUUUCAGCAAGUGUUUUAUGUUUGAAACGUUUGCUGCCAACAACUUUCAUCGAUUGGAGAUCAGUGAAAAGUCUUGAACUUUCUUAUGUUGGUUUGUCUGAUCGAGUAACUAACUGUGUUGAUUUUAGAGGUUUUUCCUCUCUAGAAGAACUAGAUCUAUCAGGAAACAAAUUCUCUAGCCUGCCUUCUGGGAUCGGCUUCCUUGCCAAGCUAGAGAUGAUGGAUGUUCAGGAAUGCAAAUAUCUUGUAUCAAUCCGAGAUCUUCCCUCAAAUUUAGUCUAUUUGUUUGCAGGUGGUUGCAAAUCAUUGGAAAGAGUAAGAAUACCAAUCGAGUCAAAAAAAGAACUAUAUAUAAAUCUACAUGAAAGUCAUUCGUUAGAAGAGAUUCAGGGCAUCGAAGGUCAAAGUAAUAUUUUUUGGAAUAUUCUUGUUGAUGACUGCAUUCCUUCACCAAAUAAAUUACAGAAGAGCGUUGUUGAGGCAUUCUGCAACGGUUGUUACCGGUAUUUUAUUUACUGCCUUCCUGGUAAGAUGCCAAAUUGGAUGAGCUACAGUGGAGAAGGAUGCCCAUUGUCAUUCCAUAUACCUCCAGUCUUCCAAGGCUUAGUUGUUUGGUUUGUCUGUUCACUUGAGAAGGUUCAUCGUCACUCCAUAUACUUAGACAUAGACAUUAUUAUUAUUAUAAGAAAUAAAAGCAACGGUAUUCAAUUGUUUGAAGAUGAACGAACAAAAUACACAUAUCCAGCACCAAAAACUGGGGGAUGGAUAAGAUACAUAAGUGGAAGUGAAAUGGCAAUGGAAGAUUACUGUGCAGAUGACGAAUUGGAACUAUACAUAUAUUCAAAGCCAAUACGGAUUGCUGUGCGCAACAGUUAUCCAUUCUACCUCCUGCACAUUAAAGAAUGUGGGGUUCAUGUGAUCGCAGGAAAGUCAAAUUCAUUUGAAGAGUCGGAAGUAGAAAGAGAUACAGUGAUGCCAUAUCAUCUGCUUCCUCACCCUCCUUGUGGUUCAAUUACAGCGUCUACACCAAAGCAAUGGAGUGAUUAUUUAUUUCCGAAGCUGCAAAAUCAUAACCUCAAUUUAACGCUUGAUGGGGACAUAUGACCUGCAUGGUUGUGAGAGCACAAGAUUAUUUCACAAAGAGAUGCUUGAAGUUACUCCAAAUCAGUAUGGUAUUUAUGUCUGACGAGUUGAAUUUGAAGAUCAUUUUACAAACUUGGAAGUUCUAUUGAAUACUCUUUGUAAUCUUUUCCAUCCGAUUUGAAAUUGGACAACCUAAUUAUUAUUAUCCAUGACGUAAUUUAUAUUUUCAAUUUACAAUUUUUGAUGAA